Molecule: messenger RNA, 2202 nt
Organism: Diuraphis noxia (Russian wheat aphid)
Lineage: Eukaryota; Metazoa; Arthropoda; Insecta; Hemiptera; Aphididae
Product: alkaline phosphatase-like
Biological process (GO): dephosphorylation
Molecular function (GO): alkaline phosphatase activity
Source: RefSeq, a predicted model, not a curated record
AUGAGUUUGCUAGAGGAGGAAAUAAGCGUGUCAGAUGAACGGUACCAAUUGAGGCUGAUGAUCUUUCAAUUUGACUAUUUGCUGCUAUUAAAYAGAACAAAUGGAGACAUGGAAUGGGCAUCUUCAGAGACGUCUGCAGUAGUUCGCUACUUUUACUCUCCCGUCUACGUAGCAACUUUAUUUGCAUCAGAGAGCACUUACAAUUUAAACGCUCAAAUCGGUGAAUCGUCAGCAUGUGCUACUGCAUUAUUGUGUGGUGUAAAAGCCAAUUUCGAAACAGUUGGCUUGGACGGCAAUGGAAAGUUUGAAAACUGUUAUUCCAGUUUUGGGUCUAGAGUUGACUCAUUAGCUUACUGGGCUCAACAGCAGGGUAAAUCGACUGGACUAGUAACCAAUACUCGAAUUACUCAUGCUACACCGUCAGCGUUAUACGCGCACUCACCUAGCCGAUAUUGGGAAGAUGACGGAAAAGUGCCAAUACCUUCAAGAAAAUCAUGUAAGGACAUUGCCCGCCAACUGGUGGAGGAUGAUCCAGGUCGAUUUAUAAACGUAAUACUGGGUGGUGGCAGAAGACACUGGUUACCAAAAGUAGCACAAGAUCCAGAACUACCUACCGACGAGGGUAGACGAUUAGACGGCCGGAAUUUGAUUGACGAUUGGAUUAGAGACAAAAAGAAACGAAACAUUAAAGCUGAAUAUGUGUGGAAUAAUAGUCAGCUUGACAAAAUUGAUGCAAAAAAUGUUGAUUAUCUUUUAGGUUUGUUUGCGUAUUCGCACAUGGAGUUCGAGGUGGACCGAGACAAAGGACAAAACGGUGACCCACCCCUACAUGAGAUGGCCGUCAAAGCGUUAUCUAUACUCCAGAAGAACAAUAAAGGAUUUUUUCUGUUUGUUGAAAGUGGCCGCAUCGACCACGCGCAUCAUUACAACAAUCCUUACAGGGCGUUAGAGGAAACGCUUGUCCUGGAAUCCACGCUGGAAGCCAUUAUGUCUAAGGUAGACUUGUCAGAUACACUCAUUGUUGUCACUGCGGAUCAUUCACAUGUAAUGACAAUGGGAGGAUUGGCAACCCCUCGUGGCAACGAUAUAUUGGGAGUAGACGUGAAGCCAUCGGACGUGGACGGGCUGCCGUACAGCACGCUGCUCUAUGGUAACGGACCCGGCCACAAUGCUGAACAUCGAUUAGUGCCUAUGAUGAACGCCACUGACGCGGAGACGCACAACCGGUUGCACGGGGCCGCUGUGCCUCGGCAGUGGGCCACGCAUGGAGGCGAAGAUGUGCCGGUGUACGCGGCUGGGCCACAGGGUAUCACGCAAGCGCUUUUCUCUGGAACGUUCGACCAGUCUUACGUACCACAUGCCAUCGCUUACGUGGCGUGUUUGGCCGAAUACGCCGAACGGUGUCGGCGGCAGGAUGCCGAAGCCGUCAACCGGAGCAACAGUGACGCCACAUUUGUCGCCAGUAAAGCUGGCGUCCUCGGGGUUGGACCCUCCUCGCAGGGCUGCUCKGUGGAUACGAACGCCGUGACCAGGACUGCGGCGACGGGUGGCGCCAAGAGCGGAGCGGCCAUUGUUCUGGCGAGCAGCGUGUUGUCCGACAACGGAUCGUCCAAGCAGACCAACAACACGAACCCACUGCUGAACUUGGGUUACGCACUGAUCGCUGCGGCAGCCAUGCUCGUGGUGGCGGUCACGUAAGUCUCGAUAAGGGCUUGUGUGCUCUGCACUCGAUCUCGGUGACAUUGCACUUGUAAUAUCUAUAUAUACGUAUACAAUAAUAUAUUAUGUCGUUAUUAUUAUUUUUUUAUUAUAUUCAUCAUAAAAAAAUUCACGAAUGGUUGUGGCAUCAAAGACGCCAUAGUCAUCUGGUGACGUGUGUAUGAAUCAAUGGAUUUUUUUUUUUUAUUAUUAUUAUUUUUAGUGUAUUUAGUGAUUUUUUGUGUAUGUUGUGCGGUGGGUAGGUGGAAGUAGAGGGGCAAGUAAACUCAGACGAAGUAAUAAAGACGACACCUUAUAAUACAUAAAUCGUUGGUUUGAGAUAACAUCCUGCAUACGCGGUAUGCGCCACGAUGCACACACGUGCGUGUAUGGUAUUUAAAUUACAUACCAGAGGUACACGCGCCGAGAGCAUAAUAAUGUACGUUUUAUAACGUAAUGUGCGUACGUAAUAAUAUUUUCUAUAAAUCUGUCUUUUUUUUUUUA